AUGGGAUUAGGAAGCACACUGAAGCGCAAACUCGGCAAAAAGUCCAAGGGGACUAACACACCGGGUUCCCAAGAGACUGAAAGCCUUCAAGGGAGCCAGGCGAAGACUGUGACUGGGCCGGCCAAAACGCCCGAUGGGUCUAAUACACCAACUUCCCAGGAGAGGCGAGACCUUCAGGGUAUCCAAGACAAAGGGAAGACUGCAGUUGGCUCAGAACAGGUGAAAUCUGCUACAGGUCCUGGGAUAGCCCUUUCCAACCCACGCAUCGUCGGACCGCCACGAGAUGUCAGCGAAGUGGAACUAGGGUUCCAGCAGAUCCACCACCCCCUCGAUCUCCAGACUGCGUUCGAGUAUCGACCGCUCCAAGAGGGCCAGAUUCGACUGCUCAAGAUUGUCCUGCCGGGUAUUUACCCGUGGUGCUCCUUGGAAGAUCACUACAUAGACAAUGCGCCGCCCUACGCGGCCAUGUCCUACGCGUGGGGUCGUCCUAUAAUGACGAGAGCCAUGUUUUGCCAAUACUACAACGAGAACAUGGCAAGCUUUUCAAUAUCAGAGCACAUAUUGGAGGCUUUGAAUAACCUGCACGGAUACGUGCCGCAUGGAAGCCUAAUCUGGAUUGAUGGUAUCUGUAUCAACCAGAAAGAUCCAGUCGAGAAGGCAGCACAGGUCGCCUUGAUCCCUCGAAUCUUCUCCAGAGCCCAGAAAGUUCUCUGCUGGUUGGGUAAACAUGCGGAUCAAAGUGAUUUAGUCAUCCCCAAUCUUCCUAGAUUGGCUGAGGCAGUUGAACAGGCAGGCCCACAGGGCACUCUGUCAAUACAGCCAGCAGAUGCCGCCCUUUGGGUCGCCACUGCCAAAUUCUUCCGUCGACCCUGGUUUCAUCGGCUGUGGGUUGUGCCUGAGAUCCUGAUGGCUCGAGAACUGGUUCUUGUUUGCGGCGAUAAAGCCGUUUCAUGGAAUGGUUUCCGUGCCGCCGUGGCCAGGCUCACUGCUAUAAGUCUUAACUUUGCGGAGCCAGGGCUGGCGGAACACUUCGACAGCGGUGGUCGCGGGAUCGUGGAGCUAGGGAGGUGGCGCGACAGAAUACAGGGGCUGGUGGAAACCGAGUUCAGCACCCACGAGUUCAUUCGUCUUCUGUUGUGGUCGUGCCAGAGACAGGUUACCGAGCCAGUCGACAGAGUGUGGGCGUUGGCUGGGCUUGCGCCGCCGCAUAUGCGACAGGCGAUUGCACAUCUGGCCGAUUACUCCGACCACGCGCGGUCCAACUUCCACAAUACAUACAAGGCUUUUGUACGCGCGUUUCUCCUGCAUGACGAGCGGCUUUCGCUGCUUGCGCUGGUGGCCCUGCUGCCUCGGCACCCGAACGUUCCGUCCUGGUGCCCAAACUUCUCUCACUUCCUAGAGAUGCGGCAAGAAGGAAUAGUACAACUAUGGCACAAGCGAUACAAUGCCGGAUACACGGAUGAUCUGCCCUACAAACCAGACGUUCUUUUCCUAUCACCAGAACUCAACCAGCUGAAAGUGAGAGGAUUCGUCAUCGACAAAAUCCACCGCGUGGGCACGUUGGUAAACAAGGCGAACAGAGGCGUCGGGAACGACCAAAGACUGCUGUACGAUUCCUGGUGCUGGGAAGUCGCGAAGACUGUCUACGGAGACUACAAGGAGGCGUUAGACGCGCAUAGCCGCACCUUAAUCGCUGACCGGUGGGACCAUGUCCGACAUAUGCUCAGCAGAGAUGGAAAUGCGGACGGCUGCAGCGUGCCAGACCUGAUGAGCGUUUAUGUAGCCUGGGUGAAAUCUCUGCAAGAUGGCUUCCAACCAGAUGCGGAAUCUGUUGAGAUGCAAGAGGCUGUAGGAAUGUUCGAAGAGUUCUGCAGGAUAACGAUUCUGCGGUGUUAUGUCUCGACGGAGGGCGGUCGCGUUGGUCUUGCGCCUCAUGCGGUGAAGACGGGCGAUUUGGCUUGUAUUUUUUAUGGGGCGGAUACCCCGUAUAUUGUUCGGCGCACUGAGGAUGGGUCUAGGGUGAUGCUGGUUGGGGAUGCUUAUGUUCAUGGGAUUAUGUAUGGAGAAGCACUGACGAUGGCUCCGAGUGCUGGGAGGGGGCCGGAUGAGGAGUUUGUGAUCGAAUGA
Messenger RNA from Aspergillus campestris IBT 28561, 2127 nucleotides. RefSeq lists its product as uncharacterized. Bases 1 to 2127 code for a protein of 708 amino acids. The transcript has a single exon. The record is from RefSeq and is a predicted model, not a curated record. NCBI's taxonomy places the organism in Eukaryota, Fungi, Ascomycota, Eurotiomycetes, Eurotiales, Aspergillaceae.